This is a messenger RNA of Xenopus laevis (African clawed frog), 6364 nucleotides long. RefSeq names its product glutamate receptor, ionotropic, delta 2 (Grid2) interacting protein S homeolog (gene grid2ip.S). The record is from RefSeq and is marked validated. The coding region runs from base 1812 to 5570 and encodes 1252 amino acids. The transcript has 22 exons. NCBI's taxonomy places the organism in Eukaryota, Metazoa, Chordata, Amphibia, Anura, Pipidae.
CAUAAUUCUUAUACUAUAAUACUCUGUACCACUUGUGAGAGCAUUCUGGGACUUGUAGUCUGACAACCCUAGAUUGCAAAGGAAUGAAGGGAUUCUCUGCACUUGCUGGAGGCUCUUCUCUUUCCUGUGUGACAGAGCUGGGCCCCCAGUACCUGUCCUGUCAUCACAAUAUCACACAAGCAGGGAGGCUUAUUAGGUUACUGCUUGCUAUAGAUACUGCCUUCUCUUUAGCUGCCUGCAUGUAACUGAUACAAAAAGCCAGGGGCCUGUAGAGGUCUGUGUGCGACUGCAUUCUCUCUGCGCUCGGGUCAGGUAAGAAAUGCAACUAUAGGCUUAAAUUAUUGGUUUAAUAAUGGUCAUGUUAGUCUGCAAAUAUUCUCUGCUAAGGGUGUGUUUUAUAUUGUGCAUCUUUGUGUAAUGACAUUAUUUUACUUCACUGCAUUCACUAUGACCACAUGUUUUCAGCAUGUUUUAGGCCGGUAGAGGCUUAGUGGUUACAUUGUACACCGUCUUUCCCUAGGCAGAAGAACUUACAUUCUAAACACUUGAAAGCUCAUUUAUUGACAUUCUCAUUUCAGUGGUUUUGCAGGUUCUCUAAAACUAAAAAGGCAUGUAAUUUAUUAGAUCCGAAUUCAUAAGAUCCAUCUAAAAAACACACAAAAAAAAAAAAGCAGAAUGAACUGAAUAGGACAAUGAAAAUCUCUUCGCAAUUACUACAGAAAAAAAAAAUGCCAGAAUUAAGGAAAAAUGGUACUAUUGCAUAAGAACAAUUGACGAACUUUCGUAUUACAGUUUUUGUGGUUUUAUUGCUAACUAAAUUACAACUUUUUCCUGGUUUAGAGUAAUCAGUAGAAUCCACAAUUUUUAGCACUAAAAAUACUAUUUGCGGGAAAGUUAAAUAAUGAGCCCCUCAUUGUUUACAUUGUUUCUGUUAUUGUUUGUCCGUGCACAUGGGCACUUUGUGACGGACAAAGCCAUCUUAUCCGGAUUAACUCCAUCCUGAGCUCUUUAUUUUCUAAGGUGCAGCCAAUUAACGGCCAUAUUCAUUCCCUAUACCUGUGUCUUUAUAUGUCUGCUCCUCUGUGAUCUGUAAGACGUUAUUUGUGGAUGUUGAAGCAUGUAGUGUGGCAGCACCAGCAGUAUUAUGCGUGAGCAGGGAAUGGGCAGACGAUCACCUGAAUGUUCAUUCAGAGAAGAUAAUUCUGUUCUCUCAAUCGUCUCAUGAAGCAGAAGCACAGCUUCUUUGUAUGGAGGUUUCAGAGGAACCCAAGGGAUGCAACAGGACAUGUUAGUAAGUCUUCCAAGCUUUCAUAGAAUGGAUACUAAUUAAGGUUUAUAAACGAUCCACUGGAUUAAAACAAACAAAAAUAUGCCUGCAAGGGGUACUGUUUGUUUAUGUUGGUGCUGCCAUCUUCUUUUGGUCUUUCAAGCAUCCCCUGUUGGGUUUGAGUGAGCACAUGUGCUUGUUGAACUGUUUGCAAGAUUUCUGUUCCAUGCAUGUGACAAAAUAAAAUGGCAGCCCUCUGCAAACAGUACCCUGUUUUUUUUUUUUUUGAAGAAGAGGAGCUUCAGCAAGGGGUUACUGGUAAGCAAUUAGAAUAACUGGGAGGUGCCUGAAAACUUGGCACCUUCAAAGAUUUUCCUUUUUCUUUCAUGAAGUAUUGCCUCUACCUGUUUGGAAAGCAGCAGAACAAACUAGGACCUGGGCCAGGAAAUGCUCUGGUACACUGGCAGCCCAGUCCAACUCUUUUUGGUGAUGGAAGACUGCAUUAUAUCCUCAUGCCUUUUCUCUUUCCGUUUUAGUUACAUCAAUGCCAGUAACAAACGAGGGCUGGCCGGAAACAUUUGGCUUUGGUGUGGGUGGCUCAGGGCCUUGUUAUAUAUUAUGGGUAGAGGCCGGAAGCAGCGCUCACACAGCUGGUCUUCAGCCUGGGGACCAGAUCCUGGAGGUGGAAGGAAUGCCCGUUUCAUCGUUGAGCUGUGAUUCUUUGACACGACUAGGCCGGGAAUGCCACAAAGUGCCCCCAAGUAUUGGCGUUAUUUCACGUGUCCAGCAGGUGGAACUGGCAGGAGGAAACCAAGAGGAGCUUGGCCUUACAAUCACCAGUGGAAGACCUCUACAAGUCGGCAGUGUUACUUCUGGUUCUCUAGCAUUCAAUGCUGGAGUUCGAACUGGGGACUUCCUUCUGCAAGUUAAUGGGAUUCCCGUAACUGACUUAACAGAGGUGACCCAACUGCUGACCUCAUGUGACUGGGAUACACUGCAUUUGGGCCUGCUGUGUGUGGGUCAGAGGCAGAGGCACAGUAGGGCAUUUAGUGCUGGCGGAAAAGGAAUAGAAAACACUUGCCAAGUGCAUAAACUCAGAGCGCAGGAAUUUAACAGGAAGCUUGAUGAGAUCCUUGGAGAUCAGUCAGCCUUGAAGGAGAAGGUAUUCUCUCUACUGAGGCAGUAUGCACAGGACAGGAAGGUAGAUACCUUGGCAUAUUCUCUUUCCAUGAUCCUCACUCAGGAGCCCCACCAUCUUCUGAUUGACAACAUCAGGAUCUUUAUCCCAAAGAAGCACCGGCAGCGUUUUGAUCAUGUGGUGUCUCAGAGUCUCAUCAGUAAGAUCUGCCGCUCUCGGAGCGACCGCAGUAACCGCCUACGGAGGAGUCGGAGUGAGGAUCGCCAUGAGAGGCUGCUGGUCUCUACCCGAGCUGCCCCGAUACCACAAAGUCAGGACGAAGGAGGACGGGGGCUGAGGAAGAGUACAUCACUGAUUGCCAGCAGUGUAGGCACAGGGCAACCACAUAGGACGGUGCGGGUAUGUAAAGGCAGCAGCAGCUUUGGCUUCACGUUACGUGGAAAUGCUCCCGUAUGGAUUGAAUCCAUAAUCCCAGGUAGCCCUGCAGAUGCAGCUGGACUACAAGCUGGAGAUAGAAUUCUGUUCCUGAAUGGUCUGGACAUGAGAAACUGUUGCCAUGAGAAGGUGGUGUGUAUGCUGCAGGGCAGUGGCGCUAUGCCCACCCUGGUGGUGGAAGAGGGCAGCGUAACCUACUGUGCAGAAAUGGAUUCAGAAGUGCCAGUCCCAAAUUCUGCUCUCAGCUCCCUCCAGUGGGUGGCGGAAAUUCUCCCCUCCAAUAUCCGCAUCCAAGGUCGGACCUUCAGCCAGCAGUUGGAACAUUUGCUCACCCCCCCAGAGCGAUACACAGUGUGCAAAGCAUUAGAAAGCUUCUUUCAGCACAGGACCAUUGACACACUGAUAGUGGAUAUAUAUCCAGUCCUGGAUACUCCGGCUAAGCAUAUAAUCUGGCAAUUCAUCUUCCAGUUACUGACGUAUGAGGAGCAGGAACUCUGCCAGCAGAAGAUUUCACGCUUUUUGGGGUACAAGGCAGCUGCUGUGGAAGCUGAGAUGGCACCACCACCACGAGGGUCCGUCCAUGGACUAUCAUCCUAUGAGAGCAUUGUACGUUCCUCGGGCACGGAGGAUGGAAGAUCAAGUGAUUCCAGUUCGGGAGCACCGUGUGAACCUGUGGAAAUUGCACCUCGUGUGACCUCAGGAGAGAGACAAGCUGGAGACGGAACUUCAUUGCCAGAGACACCCAAUCCAAAAAUGAUGUCGGCUGUUUACGCUGAGUUAGAAAAUCGUUUUCUCAACAACUUUCAAGGGAAAGUGAGCAGCAUGAAGUCUCGUGGCUCUUGCAACCUCUCUCAGAGAGUAGGCAGGGGUCAGCGUAGGUUGGGACAGGGUCCCCUGUGGCAAAGCACUGGGCCACCAUCUGACCCAUGCCCACCACGGCCACCCAGUGCUCCAUCUCCCAGCAGCUCUGAGUCCAACCCUUACGUGAGCCUUGACGGAAGCUUGCCCUCAUCCCCAUCCCACAGAAAGAUCUUUACCUUCUCACGUCCCAACCGCUCAAGAGACACAGACCGAUUCCUGGAUGUGCUCAGCCGGCAGCUGGGGCAGAAUUUAACCUUUACUGAUCAGUUCCUGACCCCUGAAAAUGACUAUGAAGAGAUGAGUUUUCAGGAUGACCAGUACAGCUGUGCCACCAGAGAUAUCAGCACUGCCAGUGAGUCUGCAAGCAGCAGCGAGGAUGGAAGCUCUCUCACCUACUCCUCUGUGUCUGACCUUGUACCUCCUCCUCCACACAGCCCACCACCACCUCCACCUCCUCAUCCCCAGCCUCAAUCCUCCAGAGGAGACAACAAACCUCCUCCAGAGGAACCCAAGGUAGCCCCUAACUCAUAUGUACGUUGUAAAGAAAAUAGUGCAAACCCAUCACCCCCUGCCCCACCACCUUUACCCAGUCCUCUCAUUCCACCUGCGCCUCCUUUGGCCCCCCUGACACAUCGCAACAUGCAUAGGAGAAGUGACUCCAGUCAUAUGAGUGUGAAAAGACUGCGCUGGGAGCAGGUGGAAAACUCCGAAGGGACCAUCUGGGGACAGGCAAUUGUAAAAUCAAUGUCAAUGCCGUUCAUUGUCUUUACUUUACAGCUUGGAGAAGAUUCUGAUUAUGACAAACUAAGCGACAUGGUGAAGUACCUGGAUUUAGAGCUGCACUUUGGCACCCAGAAACCAUCACUCCUGCCUGUACUAUCAGAAUCCAUGAAAAAUAAAGGCGCAGUUGAAAUUCUGUCUCACAAGAAAGCUUACAACACAGCUAUCCUAAUUGCACACUUGAAGUUAACCCCCUUGGAGCUAUGUCAUAUCCUAAUGGUCAUGGAGAAUGAACGCUUGGAGCCGUCACAUAUAAAGCAGCUGCUGCUGUUCGCACCUGAUGAAGAAGAGAGGCAGCGAUUUGAGGCCUACACGGGCAGCCCCAGCAAGCUCAGUGAGCCCGAUCAGUUUGCCCUGCAGAUGAUGUCUGUCCCAGAGUACAAGAUUCGCCUUCGAAGCCUACUCUUUAAGAGCACCCUGCAGGAGAAGACCGAGGAGAUCAGAGCCAGCUGCGACUGCAUCUUAAAAGCCUCUUCAGAGCUCAAGAACAGCAAGAAACUUGCCAAGAUUCUGGAGUUUGUUUUAGCCAUGGGAAACUAUCUGAAUGAUGGACAGCCCAAAACCAACAGGACAACUGGAUUCAAGAUCAAUUUCCUCACAGAGUUAAACACCACAAAGACUGUUGAUGGAAAAUUCACCUUCCUGCACAUUCUCGCCAAAUCCCUCAGCCAACAUUUCCCAGAGCUGCUGAGCUUUGCCAAGGAUCUCCCCACUGUGCCUCUCGCUGCCAAAGUUAAUCAGAGGUCUGUAACGGCUGAUCUGAGCGACCUCCAUGUGACUAUUCAGGAGAUUAAAAGCUCCUGCAGCCGGAUGCCCAGCUCCCCAGACGACAUGUUCUCUCUUACUAUGAGUACCUUUCUGGAGAACUCCUUUCCUUGUAUGCAAACGUUGGACACACUGCAGCACAGGGCAUUAGAAGAAUUCUUCAAAGUGUGCUUGUACUUCGGAGAAGACCCUAAAAGCACCUCUACUGAAGCUUUCUUUGGAAUCUUUGCAGAGUUCUCCAGCAAGUUUGAGAAAGCCUUCAAUGACCUUCAGGCUGGGGAGUCUCAGCUGCUCUCUGGGAAUCCUUGCACCCCGAUGUGGUAACAACGCUUUCUCUCCUGCCUGAAAAAUAAUCCUUACACACUGCUGUCCAAGUCGUCCAACAGCUGCCCCAUACAAACUGCCCGACAGUGGCACUGGGUAAAGCCUUGCAGGAAGUAGGGGAGAAGAACCAAUUGGAAAUGGUGGUUUCCAGGUGAUAAUGAGACAUUCCAAACCCAGUAACUGGCUAAUGUUUCGUAUACCUCUCAGAUACUUACUGUCUGUGUUAGUUAAGUAAUAAGUCCUUGUGAAUCUCCAAGGAACUGGGUUGGAAAUGGAAAGCAAGACAAGACAGGAACAUCAUUAGCUAUUGUGUAGAUCAGUGUUGUACAAGAUCAACAUGGCCCAGUUAUUGCAGCAUGUUUGGGAGAGAAUAUCAUAAAGCAAUCAAUGGAAAUACUGGCCAUGCUGGGGGCCAUAUAAAUCUAUCGGAGGGCUAUAUCUGCCCAUAAGCCUCCAGUAGGACAAUCCUCGUGUAGAUGAAAGAAAAGGCUAUCAACAGUGGGAAUCGGUUUGUUCAUCUUAACAUAUUAUUGGGCAGACAAACGGCGCUGAACUCCAUCUAACUCUGCUCUAGUCCCACAACUCUGUUUGCACCGGCAUCAUACAGCUAAUUCUGCAGAUGUGGCAGUAGACUGUACAGUGGAGAUCGCUAUGCAGUCAUUGUUCAUGAGAUCAGGAGGGAAUAUAUUCAGAUGGGCUUUUACACUGGAAAGAAAUGUUUAUUGUUUUUAUUUAUUUCGCAGAUGUAAACCACUGCAAUAAAGAGACGAGUAUUUAAUAUUAUUAUUAUUUUU